Messenger RNA from Diprion similis, 1865 nucleotides. Its product is annotated as maltase 1-like. NCBI's taxonomy places the organism in Eukaryota, Metazoa, Arthropoda, Insecta, Hymenoptera, Diprionidae. Gene Ontology annotation, biological process: carbohydrate metabolic process. Bases 42 to 1796 code for a protein of 584 amino acids. The transcript is spliced from 6 exons. The record is from RefSeq and is a predicted model, not a curated record.
CAAAGAAGAUUUACAAAGCGAGUAGAAUUGAGCAAUACGCAAUGUAUACUUCACAAGCAGUUCUACUUCUUCUUCUGGUCUCGGGAGAGGCAUUAAUCGACGCCACCGUAAUUAACGUCACUCAGCCAACGGAAUGGUGGCAAACGACAACGCUUUACCAGAUCUGGCCAGCUUCCUUUAAAGACAGUGACGGUGAUGGAAGUGGCGAUCUAAAUGGUAUCACCAGUAAGCUGGAUCACUUGGUCGAUAUGGGCGUUGAUGUACUUUGGUUGUCCCCCAUAUACCCGAGUCCCAUGGUAGACAGUGGAUACGACAUUUCUAAUUUCGUCGAAAUCAACCCAACCUUUGGCACACUUCAAGAUUUUGAGACCCUAGUCGCUACUGCCAAGAAACUUGGCCUCAAAGUAAUCCUCGAUUACGUUCCCAAUCACACGAGUGAUGAGCACGAAUGGUUCAUUAAAUCAAAGGCCGGAAUCGAACCGUAUACCGAUUAUUUCGUUUGGAACAAAGGAAUCGUAGUGAAUGGAACUCGGAAGCCACCGAACAACUGGCUGUGUGCCUUCAAUAGUGGUAGCGCAUGGGAAUGGGUCGAAGAACGUCAAGCUUACUACCUCCAUCAGUUCAGCGUUCAUCAAGUCGAUUUGAACUUCUCGAAUCCACGAGUAAUCCAGGAAACCAAGGACAUAAUGACGUUUUGGCUUGACCGUGGUGUUGAUGGAUUUCGGAUAGACUCCAUGCCUUAUCCAGUAGAGGAUUCCUCACUAACCGAUGAGCCUCUGUCUGGUUUACCCGGAUACUCGAAAGCUGAUUACUACUACCUAGACCAUAUCUAUACAAAGGAUCGAACAGAAAAUUAUCAGAUCUUGCAGACAUGGCGCGAGCACGUUGACAAUUACACAGCUACAGUUAACGACGGUGUUUCGAGGAUAAUAUUCACGGAAGCAUACGCAAAUAUUUCCUGCGUCAUGAAAUACUAUAAUUUCGGAUCAAACGUACCAUUCAACUUCUUUUUUAUCAAAGAUAAAAAUGGCAUUGAACCGGCCACAGUAAAUACGGCGACUGAUGUCGUGAAUAUCAUCAAUACUUGGAUGGAAAACAUGCCAGACGGGGCCACGGCUAAUUGGGUGUUUGGCAAUCACGACAACAGCCGUGUUGCUACAAAAUAUGGAUCAGAUCGUAUUGAUGCGAUCAAUUUUAUUCUGUAUUUGCUACCGGGUAUCGCUGUCACCUAUAACGGCGAUGAAAUCGGUAUGACUGACACUUAUCUUACGUGGGAACAAACUCAGGACCCGCAAGCAUGUAGCACGGAUGAAACUCGUUACCAAUUGUACUCUAGAGAUCCCGAACGAACGCCUUAUCAAUGGGAUAACACUACCAGCGCCGGGUUUUCAACCAAUUCAGCUACCCAACUACCGGUAAAUCCAAAUUAUUUAACGUUGAAUCUCGCGGCUGAAAAGGAGGCUGAUGUUAGCCAUUACAAAAAUGUGCAAGCGGCUAUUAAGCUACGAAGUAACGAGGUCAUACGCCACGGAAGUUUGGACACUCAAGUUAUUGGCGAAAGCGUGGUCGCUUUUGCUAGGGAACUUGAUGGCGAACAGCCGAUCGUAGUAUUGAUAAACUGGGAUAACAUCACAACCACGAUCAGUUUGGAAGUGUUCAAAAACAUUCCUAAUAAUCUGAAGGUUGUAAUAUCAGAUAUAAAUAGUGGUGUAACCGUAGGAGACGAGUACACGAAAACCCACAUAGAACUCCCGGCUAAUGCUGCAGUGGUGCUUCAAGGAAUUACAGACCAGUAAAGAGUUGACCCUGAGUUUGUCCAUAGUUACUUUAUUUACUUUAACACAUGAACCCAAUAAUCUUCACGU